AUGGUUUACUAUCCGGUGCCCUGGCUGUCGGUGAACCUCUGUGCAAGGAGGGAGAAUGAAGGGGAACUUUCGACUAUCGUACCAUUAACAAUUUAUUAUAGAUUAGUUAAGGCACCGCUAAGCUUUCCAUUCCACGGGCUGUGUUUCAACAACAAUCUCGAGGAGGACUGGCACCAGUUUUGGAGGACAACGCAGGAAACGGAAGGCACUCAUCAUUUUGCCUUUGUCGAAUGGACGACGAAUGAUCAGAGGUGGGUUGUGGUGGGAGUCAGCACGUUUCAUGAUAGUAAUCUCAUGCUAUUUACUUUCAAACUAUUUACUUUCAAAUCAUAUUUAGACGUUUUGCUCAAUGGAUGCACGUCUCAUCAAGCAACAGCAAAGGCAAUCAAAGUAUUACAAGUCCAGAAUCACAAUGCUGCAGGCAACAAUAAGAAAACUUAUGAAUGA
Helobdella robusta is the source of this 447-nucleotide messenger RNA. RefSeq lists its product as hypothetical. NCBI's taxonomy places the organism in Eukaryota, Metazoa, Annelida, Clitellata, Rhynchobdellida, Glossiphoniidae. The transcript is spliced from 4 exons. The coding region runs from base 1 to 447 and encodes 148 amino acids. The record is from RefSeq and is a predicted model, not a curated record.